Molecule: messenger RNA, 468 nt
Organism: Emericellopsis cladophorae
Lineage: Eukaryota; Fungi; Ascomycota; Sordariomycetes; Hypocreales; Bionectriaceae
Exons: 2
Coding region: 1-468 (155 amino acids)
Source: RefSeq, a predicted model, not a curated record
AUGUUGAGAGAAAAGCCCGAUUGGGUACACGUCGAAGCAAUCUUGAUCGAGGAGCCGAUGCUGGACGACCUCCUCAGGUCCAGAAUUCCAAUUCCGGCCCACUUCAGACCAUCCAUGCCCGUACAUUCUUGGAUGCAAAUUGGGGUGGACUAUGAGAUCGAGCCCCAGAUUGAGUUGCCUUUACCUCGGUCACCCAUGUCGGCCUAUCUCGGUAGAGCCGUGCAACUUGCCAAACUCAACCUUGCUGCUGAUACCCUGGGAAAUCUUCAACAUGGGCCCCCGGUGUCAACGGUCAUCAUUCCGUUCAUGGUUGCAGCUGAUCCAGGUCUGCUUUGCGAAGAUGACAUGGAGCUUGACGACAGCAAUGACCCCAGCGCGUUCGACUGGUUGGAUGAGUCUACAUGGACUUCAGCUGCAAACCCGCGGCCUCCGGGUCGCGAAACAAAGCUGAUCAUGCUGAACUACUGA